Messenger RNA from Dreissena polymorpha, 1669 nucleotides. RefSeq lists its product as uncharacterized. Bases 350 to 1669 code for a protein of 439 amino acids. Gene Ontology annotation, biological process: protein polyubiquitination; ubiquitin-dependent protein catabolic process. The transcript is spliced from 5 exons. Gene Ontology annotation, molecular function: ubiquitin protein ligase activity; zinc ion binding. The record is from RefSeq and is a predicted model, not a curated record. NCBI's taxonomy places the organism in Eukaryota, Metazoa, Mollusca, Bivalvia, Myida, Dreissenidae.
GCUAAAUACACGGAUGGAUUUGGGUUUCGAUAUGCAAGUUUGUUGCCCAUUGAAUUUCGAAACGGAAUACGCCUAAUAUUGAAAGUGGUUCUAAAUCGGAUGUCAAGUUUGUUUUCUGCAGCGACUUGCUGUCGAUAGCACGAUGAGAUGUUGCGGGCUUGAUUCUUGCACUUCUGUAUUUUUAUACCUAUUGACACAUUAUUGAAGAUUUCACUUGUUUUGCUUGCCAUACAGCAUUUAAAGCUGUCAGCUUUGGAUUUCUUUAAAGUUACCCAUUAUUGAGGUUCACACUCGAUUUUGAUUGCCGGUCAUCAUUUAAACCUGUAACUUUGCAUUUAAAGGAGGAUCAAUGGGCCUUGACCGUGAGCUGUUCGAGGGGGAAGUGGCCGAGGAAUUCCUGUGCGGCAUCUGUCACCAAGUGCUGCUCAACCCCGUCACUGCCGGCUGCUUCCACAUGUUUUGUCAGGCAUGCGUUAUCCGCAAGAUGAAGUCACGAGUGACGAAGCCGGUGUGUCCUGUAUGUAGCGCCGCCUUGAGUCUUUACAUGACAGACACGCCAAUUGAGUUCAAGCUGAAGCUGCUCAACCUGAGCACCCAGUGCUCGCACAACUGCGGAGACGCGUUCGUAUUGGCGGAACUCCCCGACCACAUGGACGUCUGCCCAAAUGCGCCGGUCCAGUGCCACUUCACUGCCCAGGGCUGCCCACGCAAAGUGAAGCGCUGCGACCUGAGGAAACACCUACAUGAAUGCGACUUCCGGGAGGUGGAGUGUGAGGCAUGCGGCUUCCGGACUCUUUACAGGGAGCUCUUUACCCAUCAGAGUCGGGUCCGAUGUCUAGAAAAGAAGCUGAAACAGCAAAUUAUUCGCGAGCGAAAAGCGUCGUCCAGAGAGAUAAUACGUCAUAGAGAAAAGCUUGUAAAAGAACAUGCAAAAUUUGACCAGCAGCAAAGGAAAAGGAUUUUAAGCCACGCUAAAUCCCAGGCAAGCCGGAAGUCUGAGAGGCAGACUACCGCUGGUAGUGAAUUUGGCGACAGUGAGUUUGACUUUGCGACGACACAGGACUCGGUGUUCCUGACGGAGGAUGUUAUCAACCGGCACAACCAGCAGCGGCAUCACUCCGAGGAGGCCAAACGCAUGGAAGUCUCCAGACAGUUAACGAAGACACCCCACAGCUCGCGUUCUGGGUUCGCCUCCAACAUGUGUUCCCAGUGUAACAGGAAGUUCAUUCCACAGCAGAACACACAAGCUGCCUGCAGAUGGCAUGUAGGGGUAGGUACCAGUCGAGCGCUGCUAUCGGCGUUACCUGCUACCCCACCACUGCAACCACAUCUCCCAGCUGAUACCCCACACCACUGCUACCCCUCACCACUGCUACCCCAUCGACCAGCGGCUACCCUCACCACUUCUAUCCCAUCUCCCAUCUGCUCCUCCCACUACUGCUACCCCAUCUCCCAGCUGCUACGUCCACUACUGCUACCCCAUCGCCCAUCUGCUACUCCCACUACUGCUACCCAAUCUCCCAUCUGCUACCCCACCACUGCUACCCUAUCUCCCAUCUGCCACCCCACGACUGCUACCAUAUCUCCCAUCUGUUACCCCACUACUGCUACCCCCUCUCCCAGCUGCUACCCCACUACUGCUACCCCAUCCACCAACUACUACCCCUAA